Parus major (Great Tit) is the source of this 3189-nucleotide messenger RNA. Its product is annotated as gap junction beta-2 protein-like. NCBI's taxonomy places the organism in Eukaryota, Metazoa, Chordata, Aves, Passeriformes, Paridae. Gene Ontology annotation, cellular component: connexin complex. The coding region runs from base 219 to 896 and encodes 225 amino acids. The transcript has 2 exons. Gene Ontology annotation, biological process: cell communication. The record is from RefSeq and is a predicted model, not a curated record.
CCGAAGCGGCUGGGGCCGCCCGCUCCACAGGCGCCAGCGGACCUGGGAGCGGAGCAGCGCGCCCGUCUCAUCCCGCGUGUCCAGCCCAGCCGUGCCGGUGUGGGGGUCCGGAGCGGCUUCCCUGUGUCCAGCCCAGCCGUGCCGGGUGAGGGUCCGGAGCGGCUUCCCCGUGUCCAGCCCAGCCCAGCCGUGCCGGGUAAAAGGACACAGAAAAGAAGAUGGACUGGGGAACUCUGCAGGCUGUUUUGGGAGGUGUAAAUAAGCACUCCACCAGUAUCGGGAAGAUAUGGCUCACAGUCCUCUUCAUCUUCCGUAUCAUGAUCCUGGUUGUGGCUGCAGAGAGAGUCUGGGGAGAUGAACAACAAGAUUUUGUCUGCAACACGCUUCAGCCUGGCUGCAGAAAUGUUUGCUAUGAUCACUUUUUCCCCAUCUCUCACAUCAGACUCUGGGCCCUGCAGCUGAUCUUUGUCUCCACACCUGCUCUGCUGGUGGCCAUGCAUGUGGCUUACACCAGGCAUGAGAAGAAAAGGCGGUUCAGAAAUGGUGAGAAAAUUGAUAUUGAAGAGCUAAAAAAUGAAAAGAUUCACAUUCGGGGCCCCCUGUGGUGGACAUACACCAGCAGCAUCUUCUUCAGGAUCGUCUUUGAAGCCGUCUUCAUGUACGUCUUCUAUUACAUGUACGAUGGUUACCAGAUGCCCCGCCUGGUGAAGUGCGAAGCUUGGCCCUGCCCCAACACCGUGGAUUGUUUUGUGUCUCGGCCCACUGAGAAAACCACAUUUACUAUUUUCAUGCUUGCUGUGUCUGGGAUCUGCAUGAUGUUGAAUCUGGCUGAGUUGUGCUACCUAGUGAUAAAAAUUUGCAUGAAAGAAUCCAGGAAAACAACAGUUUUGAAAUAAGUCCCCAGUUUCAGGAUUUACUGGCUCCCCAUUUCCCUUAAACUUUUUUAGGUGUAACAAAACAAUAAACAAUAUUUUCACACUCAAGGAAAAGAAUAAAAAAAAUUAAUGUUCUUUUGUGUUAUAAAACUGAUAGCCUCCCUGGGAAGCCGAUUCUGAAGCAGGUUUUAAAGAUCAUAAGCUAAUUCAGUAUUCCUGCAUCUGAAAUUAGAGAGAGUAGUUUUCUGGUACCAGCUUCUCCAAGUAUGCCUGCUGCUGGGAUCCUAUUGUUGGAACAGUUAACUCUUCAAACAGUAGGAGUAGAAAGGACCAGAGAAGGCUCUAGUGCCCAGAGGAGAUCUAGUAAUCACGAAAACCCUGUGUUGGCUCAGGCAAAAUAAUAUCAAAGGUUUUUGGUUAAAAGUGGGGUAAAGGAUUGUUUUGGUGCACAUCACAUCUGGAGAGCACAAAAAUGGUGUAGAACCACAGGUACUCUGGCAGUGCAUGAUAUCAGCUUUUCUGGGCACUAGCAUGUUUUUUUCUUCUCAUCUUCUUGCCUGAGAAGUAUUUCCUUAAGGGCUGGGGGUGGCAGGUCUCAACAGCCUGUGAACACCAUUAGGUCAAUGCUGCCUCCCCACAGUCACAGAGACUACAGCAGUGGGAGGAAUGAAGUUCAUUUUCAUUCUCUAGAUCAGAUGAGAAAAAAGAUUGUCACUUCUGGGUGAGUGAAGGCAGUGCAACAGUCUUCCUCCUUCUCUUGUUCUCCCCCAACAUGUGAGAAAUCUCAGUACAGUAGACUUUACCUGAUGGAGAGACAUUUUACCACCUGUGCCUCACUCAGCUAUAUACUUUUAAAACUUUUUCUUUUUCCAAUAAAAACCAAGAAAAAAACCUUUCUUCAUUAUUUUGGUUAUCCAAAGGAAGUGCUUCAACUUGCAGCAUGAUAUCCAGUGCUCCUUUCAUUGCUCUUUUUUUUCUAUGUGGCCUGCACAGCUUUACUUCAUAAAACCUCCCUAUCUGAGGUACCUUUCAAAUGAGUUGAGCAAACCACUCCCAGUCUCUCUGACAUUCCACAUUUUGAGAUUAAAUCAACCAGAAAAUUGGCUGUUUCUCCUUAGCUUUAAUAACUGGCUUUUCCCCAAAAUGAAUGAGUGUUAUCUCAGCUUCUCUAUUUGAAUUUAUCUUUUACUGUACAUUUAAGUUUGUCACUAUUGGAGUAAACAAAGCUUCAUGAAUUAAGAGCCAUGACCCUUCACUGUGCACUGAAAGUUGAUCAUAAACAGGCUUCCCUUGCUUGUGAGCUACAUCCAGUGUUACAACUUGACUGCAGAUGGAAAUCUGUCAUCUAAGAGGGAAGCAAGAAAACCAUAAAAACACCAUCCUCAGAACCAUGAAAAAAAUAUAGGUCAUUCAUAAUGAGCUGGACUGGAAACUUGGACUAUGAAAACAUCCUUAAUUCAACUCCAAAGAACACAGUUUGGCACAUAUCAGGUUUGUGCUUGAUAGAGUUCCUGCAUUGUUCCAUGUACAAGUACAGGGAGAGCAAACUAGUCCCUCUGCUCUAGUAUUGCAUUUCUUUUUUAACAAGAUUUUAUUUUUCUCCCUGAAAUUAUAGUUAAAGCAUUUCUGUUCUGUCUGUUUUCUGUAUUGUAUGUGCUGUGUGUUACUUAUCGCAUCUAAUGAAAAAUGUUACUUAAUGUGCCAUAAUGGAAAAUGUAUGCACCAAUACUCUACUCAGUAGCCAAGGGUUAGUGUAAGGAUUUUAGCCUUCUGCUGCAGGUUGGUGUUUCCACUGGUUACACUGCCUGUUACCCUGAGGUUUCCUGAACUCAUAGUGGAAGGUCACAUAUGUGCUCCACUUGAAAUCAAAUAUGCUGCCUAAGACAGCCCUGCAGCUAGAAAAGGGCAGUGAUAAACUUAACCAUAGGGAAAGAGUUUGUUUUCUCUGCCUGCCUUCGAAUUCAGCUGGAACUUGAAAUGAGACACACCAAAACUGUUAACACUAACACUAGGAAGUUAUCUUCAACUAGUAGCUUGGCAACCAGAUUAUCAGGAAAAAAAGAAAUACAACUGGGGAAAGUGUUUGGAUGUAGCCAAGACAGGGCUUUGAUCCAGAAGUGCAGCAUCAGACAAUGAUAGCUCUGAGAUGCGUAUAUAUUUAAUUUGACUGAAUAGCUACAUUGUAUGUGAAAAAAAAAAAUCAGAUACGUUACAGGAACAUUGGAAUUGCACUUAUUUCUACAUGUGCUUCAUUGUAUAGCUGACCUUCUACAGAUGGAUUUCAUGCAGAUUAAAAUAUAUUGCUGUGUUUGAA